Molecule: messenger RNA, 5198 nt
Organism: Myotis daubentonii (Daubenton's bat)
Lineage: Eukaryota; Metazoa; Chordata; Mammalia; Chiroptera; Vespertilionidae
Gene: PPFIBP1
Product: PPFIB scaffold protein 1
Biological process (GO): neuromuscular junction development
Cellular component (GO): presynaptic active zone
Molecular function (GO): protein binding
Source: RefSeq, a predicted model, not a curated record
CCUGGGCCCGGGAGUGAUGUCAGCUCCCAGCUCGGUGUCUGCCCGGAUUCCUGACAUGGUGUAGGGCCCGGAGGGUGGGGACGGCGGGAGCGGGACGGGACCGGACUCGGGUUUGCUGGCCCGUGGCGGGGCCAGAGUGCUGGGGCUUUGAACUCCGGGAGAAGGUGAUCCAGAACUUUUGGAACUAGUGCCGGCGGCGCCCACCCCCAGCAUUAAAGAACUUUAUGGAUCAGCCUGCAAGCAAGAUUUGAAGAGUUGAAGGAGAAAUCAGUGCUAAACCUUCCGUUUUAAUAUCUAGGUUGGAAUUUGCCCUUCACAAAUAGCAAAAUGAUGAGUGAUGCAAGUGACAUGUUGGCUGCGGCGUUGGAGCAGAUGGAUGGUAUUAUAGCAGGUUCUAAGGCCCUGGAAUAUUCCAAUGGGAUUUUUGAUUGCCAGUCCCCCACCUCCCCGUUCAUGGGAAGCUUGCGAGCCCUGCACCUGGUGGAAGACCUGCGUGGACUGUUAGAGAUGAUGGAAACAGAUGAGAAGGAAGGCCUGAGAUGUCAGAUCCCAGAUUCAACCGCAGAAACGCUCAUCGAAUGGCUUCAGAGUCAAAUGACAAAUGGACACCUACCCGGGAACGGAGAUGUGUACCAAGAAAGGCUAGCGCGGUUGGAAAAUGAUAAAGAAUCCCUCGUCCUUCAGGUAAGUGUGUUGACAGACCAGGUGGAGGCGCAGGGAGAGAAGAUUCGGGAUUUGGAGUUUUGUCUGGAAGAGCACAGAGAGAAGCUGAACGCCACGGAGGAAAUGCUGCAGCAGGAGCUUCUGAGUAGGACAUCCUUGGAAACUCAGAAGUUGGAUCUGAUGGCUGAGAUAUCUAACUUGAAGUUAAAACUGACGGCUGUCGAGAAAGACAGAUUGGAUUAUGAAGAUAGGUUCAGAGACACAGAGGGGCUGAUGCAGGAGAUCAAUGACUUGAGGUUAAGAAUCAGUGAAAUGGACAGUGAAAGGCUUCAGUAUGAAAAAAAGCUGAAAUCAACCAAAUCCUUAAUGGCCAAAGUUUCUAGCAUGAAAAUCAAGGUGGGUCAGAUGCAGUAUGAAAAGCAGCGGAUGGAACAAAAAUGGGAGUCGCUGAAGGAUGAACUGGCAUCUUUAAAAGAACAACUGGAAGAGAAAGAAUCUGAAGUGAAACUGCUACAAGAAAAAUUGUUUUGCAAGAUGAAAGGAGAAGGUUUAGAAAUUUUUGACCGAGAUGAAAAUUUUAAAAAGAAGCUCAAAGACAAAAAUAUUGAAGUACAGAAAAUGAAAAAGGCUGUGGAGUCUUUGAUGGCAGCAAAUGAAGAAAAGGAUCGGAAAAUAGAAGAUCUUCGACAAUGCCUGAACAGGUACAAGAAAAUGCAAGAUAUGGUGUUACUGGCCCAAGGUAAAAAAGGCCAAGAGGGUGACUAUGACGACCUGCCCACUUCCAGUUCCAUCUCCACUUUGCUGGAAGUACAGGGUUUGGGGGAACUGGAGAAAGGUCUGUCAUCCACGCCAGUGAUGGGGUCUCCCAGUCGUGACCCACUGAACACAAGUGUUCCGGAAGAGUUCCACACCAGCAUCUUGCAGGUGUCAACCCCUUCUUUAUUACCAGCAUCUAAAGGCUUGGAAACGCCUGAGAAAGCAAAAUUGCCUCCUAACUCCGAGACUUCAUUUGAGAAUGAUGGAAAAAGAACCCUUGGCGCUGCUGUUGAAACCCAAAUGUCUGACAGUCUUUCAACUUCAAGUCUGCAGAAGUCUAGCAGCCUGGGCAAUCUGAAGAAAGAGUCAUCAGAUGGGGAAAAGGAGUCUAUUCAGAAGCCUCCAGAGGAUAAAGCUUCGGUAGAAAGCAGCCCGUUUGGGACCCUCCCGCCCAAAGCCCCAGGGCACGAUGCCUGCUUGGAUGACAACCCCUUUGGCACCCGAAAAGGCAGAUCUUCCUUUGGUCGUGGCUUCUUUAAAAUAAAAAGUAAUAAGAGGACAGCAAGUGCGCCGAACUUGGAUCGUAAACGAAGUGCCAGUGCACCCACCUUAGCUGAAACAGAAAAGGAGACAGCCGAGCACCUAGACCUGGCUGGUGUAUCUCCUCGGCCAAAAGGUUCACAGGGGAGCAGCCCCUUCCAGAUGUCCCCAUCAUCUCCAGAUUCCAAAAAGAAGUCCCGAGGCAUCAUGAAACUCUUUGGAAAACUUAGGAGAAGUCAGUCAACUACAUUCAACCCAGAUGACAUGUCUGAAACUGAAUUCAAACGAGGAGGGACGAGGGCAACUGCUGGGCCCCGAUUGGGUUGGUCUCGAGAUUUGGGACAAUCUAAUAGUGACUUGGAUAUGCCAUUUGCCAAAUGGACCAAGGAGCAGGUUUGCAAUUGGCUUGUGGAACAGGGCUUGGGGUCCUACCUGAAUUCUGGCAAGCACUGGAUUGCAUCUGGCCAAACACUUUUGCAGGCUUCUCAACAAGAUCUAGAGAAGGAACUUGGAAUCAAGCAUUCACUUCAUCGAAAGAAACUCCAGCUGGCAUUGCAAGCUCUGGGAUCUGAAGAGGAAACCAAUCACGGAAAGCUGGAUUUCAACUGGGUCACUAGAUGGUUGGAUGACAUUGGCCUCCCCCAGUACAAGACCCAGUUUGAUGAAGGCCGGGUGGAUGGUCGAAUGCUCCAUUACAUGACUAUCGAUGACUUGCUGUCUUUGAAGGUCGUGAGUGUGCUGCACCAUCUCAGCAUCAAAAGGGCCAUCCAGGUCCUGAGGAUCAACAACUUUGAACCCAACUGUCUACGGAGGCGGCCGUCUGAUGAGAAUAGCAUCACCCCAUCAGAGGUGCAGCAGUGGACCAACCACCGGGUGAUGGAGUGGCUGCGUUCCGUGGACUUGGCAGAAUAUGCCCCCAAUCUCAGAGGCAGUGGUGUCCAUGGUGGGCUCAUGGUUCUAGAACCCCGUUUUAAUGUAGAGACAAUGGCUCAGCUGCUGAACAUCCCGCCGAGUAAGACCCUGUUGAGAAGACAUUUGGCCACUCAUUUCAACCUUCUGAUUGGUGUUGAGGCCCAACACCAGAAGCGGGAUGCCAUGGAGUUACCAGAUUAUGUACUUUUAACAGCCACUGCCAAAGUGAAGCCAAGGAAGCUCACCUUCAGCAAUUUUGGGAAUCUGAGAAAGAAGAAACAGGAAGAUGGGGAAGAAUAUGUUUGUCCGAUGGAAUUGGGACAGGCCUCAGGAAGUGUGUCUAAGAAAGGACCUAAAGCUGGCCUGGAGAUGCGCCUGUAUGACGAGGAUGAUUUGGACCGGUUAGAGCAGAUGGAGGAUUCCGAAGGGACCGUGAGGCAGAUAGGUGCGUUCUCUGAAGGCAUCAACAACCUCACGCACAUGCUAAAGGAAGACGACAUGUUUAAAGAUUUCGCUGCCCGGUCCCCCAGCGCCAGCAUUACUGACGAAGACUCAAACGUUUGAUCGUAGCACCUGGACGAGCAUGAGGAGCCCUUGGUCCCUUUCCACUUUAUUUCUACACUCCCAGUAUAUCCAGCAAGUAGCGGGUUGUAUAUUGUUAAUCAACCAACUUCUGCUCAUUUAGAAGUGGAAAUGGAAAGCCGGGGAUCUGUGCCUAUUUUAAAGCUGCCGCGGAAAGUGAGACACUGGUGAAUGAGAGUAUAAUUGUUUUUCUUCUAUUUAAUGUAAAAAUCUGUGAUAUAUUAUAUUUAAAGUGUUGCAUUUACUAUGAGAGGACUUUACCAUAGUGUUUCCGGUCAUGUUCACGGUAUGGAGGACUUGGGAGAGCGGGAACUCACAGGAGGCUGAUUGUCAGGUCGGUGUAGCCACUGAAGCAGAACACGUGCUUUUAAAAUCAGGAUGUGGAAUCUCUCUAAGAUCCAGCGUGCCCACUAAAUGCCAGCCACACCUCCACUUGCCCCCUAGUGUCCUAUUUUUAUAUAUUUUUCUAAAUAUAUGUAUAUAUUUAGUACACAGAACAUAGAACUUUUAUUUUGUGACAUACCUAAGGAAGAUGGUAAAAAAAAAAAAAAAAAAAAGAUCACAUUGAAAAAAAUACGGUGAUCACAUUUUUCAUGUGCCAGCUGGUUCUUGGACGAGUCAGGAUAAUCUUUCUCCACAACCGAAUUUUAAUGAUGUUGAGCACUCGGACUAAAUUAGUGUAUGUGAAAUAACUCUUCUUCGAUGACCCAUGACAAAAUUGUUGGUUUUUUAAAAAUUUCGGCCUUUAAUCUUGGAUUCUUUUAAACUCAUAAGGAAGAACGUGAGGGAGAUUUACAUUCUAUUAACUUGAACGCAUUCAGAAGCUGCCCCAAAUUUUGUAGAAAUGAUUUCUGAAGAAACCAAAACAAAAACCUUUACAGUAUUAAGCUUCUUAUUUUCCUGUUUGCUAAAUAGACCAUUGUCUCAAAAAUACCAGCAGCCUGAUUAAUGUACAUUUCUCAGACUACCCAUGAAUGGAAGGAAUCCUUUUAAAAAAGCCGAAUAUCUGUCUGAACAUUUUGUCUCAAUCAGAGUUUAAUAACUCUGAGGCUGGAAAAGAAUGCCUAUCUUGUGAUAAUAAAAUGUAGUUCAUGUUUUUCCAUAGCACAGGGCCCAAAUAUUCUUUAUAAAGAAAAUAGAAAGCUGCAGCAAAAACUGUCACUGUGUUUAUUAUUCUUUUUAGGGGUAUCAGAAAUAAUAUUCUAUUUUUUUAUUCAGUACUAUGUCAUUACCAUGAUAGCCAACUGUGGUAAAGACUGUUUUUCACAAAUUGGCAUAGGGGUGGGCAGUUCAGUAUACAUUGGUGGGCUUACUUAAAAAAUAUAUUUGAAUGUCAGUGAUACGAUCUUUCAAGUUAUCAGCAACUUUACCAAGCUUUUCAUCAAAGAACCUAUAAUACUACAUUACUAUUUAUUCAUGACUACAAUGAUUUGAUGUUAACAAUAAUCUUUUGCUCCCUACCAUUCAUUAUUUGGUAACUGUAUGGGACUCUUAAUGUACUUGUGUUUUAUUUUUAUGUGCAUAUUUGUCACCAUUUGAAAAAAAAAUUUGAUAUUCCAACCUGGUUAAAAAUACCAGGAGACUGUUACAGAGGCCAAAUAUUCUUUAUUCAGGACAUUGUAAUAUAACUGAUUCUAUGUGAUGAGGUUAAAUUUUUUUUGAUGAUAUAUUUUAUUUACAAAAUAUUAUACACUGCUGGUAUCACCAUAUGAAAAGAAAUAAAGUCAACUGUUAAUUGCCUCAUA